CAAAAGUUGAAAUGUCAAAUCUCAAGAGUUUUUAAUUUCUAAAGUUAACAUUUUGCUUCCUCUGCUACUUUUUCUUCUAAGUAUAAGGUUUUUUACGAUAAUACCAUCACAAUUCAGUGUUCUAUUUCUAUGAAAUAUAGUUUAAAAGUAUACAUUAAAGAAAGUCUAAACUUACUUUAAGAUGUCAAUCAAAUCUACGUCAUCACUCCGGCGGUCCAUUUUACUUUUUGGAUAUGUGUAAACACAAAACUGCAAUUGUUUAUUAAUUAAAUCAAAUUUAAUAAUAUGGAAAUAAAACAAGAAGUUAGUGAGAAAACUUGUAAAAUUGAAAUAGAUAAUGACACGUGUGUUGGUCCUUUGGAUGCCUUCAAAAUUGAAAUUAAGGAAGAACCCAAGAUAGAAACUGCUUACCAAGCAUUUGAUUGUUUAGACUUAAAUGAAUUGACUGUAAAAACUGAAGUAGAAAGUGAAGAUAAACUUAUACCAUUUAAAGAAAAGCAAACAACAAAUGAAGAAAGUUGCCCCCAGGAGGAGAACAAAAUGAAAAUUAUGGAAACGUUACUUUCGUCUCAUAAAAGAAAAUAUAUUUGUCAACAUGCUGAAGGAAAAUUAUUAAAUAAAAAUAUGAAAGUUGGGACUGCACAAAGACCUUACAAGUGUAAAAUUUGUUUUAAACAGUUUAGUAAAGCCGGUAAUUUAAAAAAACAUUUGAAGGUGCACACUGGAGAAAAACUGUACAAAUGUGAAAUUUGUUUUAAACAAUUUAGUGAAGCAAGUUGUUUAAAAAGACAUUUAAUGGUGCACACUGGAGAAAAACCAUACAAGUGUGAAAUUUGUUCUAAGCAGUUUUCCCAAAGAGGUCAUUUGAAAACACAUUUAAGGUGGCAUGCUGGAGAAAAGCUUCAUAAGUGUGAAACUUGUUUAAAGCAGUUUAUUACUACAAGUGAUUUAAAAAGACAUUUGAGAAUACAUACCGGAGAAAAACUUCACAAGUGUGAAAUUUGUUUCAAACAGUUUGGUGAAGCAAGUAAAUUGAAAAUACAUUUGAGAGUGCACACUGGAGAAAAACCAUACAAGUGUGAAAUUUGUUUAAAACAGUUUAGUGAUACAAGGACUUUGAAAUCACAUUUGAGAGUACACACUGGAAAAAACUACAAAGAUGAAACUUGUUUAGAGCAGUUUAUUACUGCAAGUGAUUAAAAAAUAAAUUUAGCACGCACUGUACACGUAAAUUGUAGAAGGAAGAGGAUUCUUUGUUAAUGUUUGUUAUUUAC
Molecule: messenger RNA, 1274 nt
Organism: Diabrotica balteata
Lineage: Eukaryota; Metazoa; Arthropoda; Insecta; Coleoptera; Chrysomelidae
Source: the annotation of a GenBank genome assembly